Cuculus canorus (common cuckoo) is the source of this 2117-nucleotide messenger RNA. RefSeq names its product nuclear receptor subfamily 2 group F member 6 (gene NR2F6). The record is from RefSeq and is a predicted model, not a curated record. The transcript is spliced from 4 exons. Bases 401 to 1537 code for a protein of 378 amino acids. Lineage: Eukaryota; Metazoa; Chordata; Aves; Cuculiformes; Cuculidae. Gene Ontology annotation, biological process: anatomical structure development; cell differentiation; negative regulation of transcription by RNA polymerase II. Gene Ontology annotation, molecular function: nuclear receptor activity; RNA polymerase II cis-regulatory region sequence-specific DNA binding; zinc ion binding.
AAGGACCCUUUGGGCAGGGGAGGGGGCCUGGGGUAGAGGAGGGACCCUUUGAUAAGAAGGGGGGUUCCCCCCUCCUUGGGUAGAGCCCUUUGGGUAGAGGGGAGAGUCCUCGAGUAGAGGAGAGAGCCCUUGGAUAGAGGACGAACCCCCUUGGGUAGAGAAGGGACCCCUUGGAGCAGAGGUGAAACAGAGGAGGGAGAAGAGGAGGGGGUAUAAAACAACCAAAAACCUUCUAAAAAAUCACCAAAACGGCUGCCGCCCCCCAAAGGAAAAAGGAACCCCCUCCAAAAAAAAAAAAACAAACCCAAGAACAAAACCCAAACUUGCUGGACUCGUUCUGGGAGGCAUCGGGCAUCGCUCCAUGCAGCGGCGGGGCCGGUUCUGAGCCCGGUGCUGAGCCAUGGCCAUGGUGGCCGGUGGCUGGGGCGAGCCCAACGGCGGCGGUGGCGGCGAGGAGGCGUCGAGCCCAGCGGGCGGUGGCAGCGACGCGGAACACGGCGAGGAGGAGCGGGCAGCGGCGGCCGUGGACUGCGUGGUGUGCGGCGACAAAUCCAGUGGGAAGCACUACGGGGUCUUCACCUGCGAGGGCUGCAAGAGCUUCUUCAAGCGCAGCAUCCGCAGGAACCUCAGCUACACCUGCAGGUCCAACCGCGACUGCCAGAUCGACCAGCACCACCGCAACCAAUGCCAGUACUGCCGCCUGAAGAAGUGUUUCCGCGUGGGGAUGAGGAAGGAAGCUGUGCAGCGGGGCCGGAUCCCCCCCACCCACUCCAGCACCAGCCCCAACACCAUGCCCAGCGGGGAAUACUUCAACGGGCAGCCGGUGUCGGAGCUCAUCUCGCAGCUCCUGCGGGCUGAGCCCUACCCCGCCGCCCGCUACGGCUCGCAGUACGCGCAGCAGGGCAGCGUCAUGGGCAUCGACAACAUCUGCGAGCUGGCCGCCCGCCUCCUCUUCAGCACAGUGGAAUGGGCCCGCAACAUCCCCUUCUUCCCCGAGCUGCCCGUCUCUGACCAAGUAGCCCUGCUACGGCUCAGCUGGAGCGAGCUCUUCGUCCUCAACGCGGCGCAGUCGGCGUUGCCGCUGCACAUGGCCCCGCUGCUGGCUGCCGCUGGUUUCCACGCCUCCCCCAUGUCGGCCGACCGCGUUGUCUCCUUCAUGGACCAGAUUCGCAUCUUCCAGGAUCAGGUGGAGAAGCUCAACCGGCUCCAAGUGGACUCGGCUGAGUACAGCUGCCUCAAAGCCAUCGCGCUCUUCACGCCAGAUGCCUGCGGCCUCUCGGACCCGGCACACGUGGAGAGCUUGCAGGAGAAGGCGCAGGUGGCCCUCACCGAGUACGUGCGCUCGCAGUACCCCUCGCAGCCCCAGCGCUUCGGGCGGCUCCUGCUGCGGCUGCCGGCUCUCCGGGCCGUGCCGGCCGCCCUCAUCUCCCAACUCUUUUUCAUGAGGCUGGUGGGGAAGACGCCCAUCGAAACACUAAUCAGGGACAUGCUGCUGUCUGGGAGCACCUUCAACUGGCCCUACGGGACGGGGCAGUAGGGGACAGAGCCUCUCCCACCGGGGGAUGCCCCAGGGACCCCCGAAAGCCGGACCCGGAUUCGCUCCCACACCCCCAGCUCCUGGGGAACCCCGAACUGUGCUGGCCCUCAGCCGUCUCAUAGCUACACGUCUGCUACAGCCGUGGGCGCUUCUCCCCUUGAAAGCAACGGAGGCACAGCAUUGUCCUUCUAAACCUGAAGGUCCUGUGCCGCUGCUGUUGGACACCAAACUCUUCCAUACUCCCUGAAGCAAAGCUCACCAGCCCCCCUGCUCCCUCCCUGGGCACCUCGGAGCAUCCCCUCGCACUGCCUCGGUGUGGGAGGGGGGCUGGAGCCUGGGGAGGGGGGGCUGGAGCCUGGGGAGGGGGACACAAGCCUCCGGCAGCCCCCUCAAGUCUGGAUUUCAGAUGAGAGGAGGCAAUGGGAGGUGGAACGGGCUGGGCUGGGGUGCCCUGACUGCACAGAGCUGCCCCCAGCAAGGUCCUGCUGUGGGACCCCUGCCUCUGACCCCCCCCAUCCUGAAAAUCAUGGAAAAAGUGUCAUUUUCAAGCCCCUCUGUGCCCCGCCCAGUGGGUGCCUCU